Nicotiana attenuata is the source of this 1906-nucleotide messenger RNA. RefSeq names its product F-box/kelch-repeat protein SKIP30-like. The transcript is spliced from 2 exons. NCBI's taxonomy places the organism in Eukaryota, Viridiplantae, Streptophyta, Magnoliopsida, Solanales, Solanaceae. Bases 310 to 1347 code for a protein of 345 amino acids. The record is from RefSeq and is a predicted model, not a curated record. Gene Ontology annotation, molecular function: protein binding.
AUAGUAGUAGUACUAACUUGCCCAAUUCUAUUCUCACACUGCACAAACUACCAACCAAAAUACACUGUAAUUUUCUAAUUCUCAUAAAAACUGUCGAAAUCACAUAUAUAAAUUUCCCUAUGUUAUCAAACUUAGUCAAAAAAUUUUUUUAUGCGUGUGAUAAAAGCCAAGCAAAUUCUUAUGUUAUCUUCUUUGAACUGUAAUCUCAAGGCCGACUGCUAUCUUCUUGACCUAGCAGGUUGACGUCAGCCAACAGUAGCGCACCACAAUCAUUAUUUGCUGAUAAAAAUAGAUGCAAGCUUGGUGGUUAUGACUGCACUCAUUGAAGGUCUUCCCAAUGCUGUUGCCCUUAGGUGCAUUGCACGGGUUCCGUUCCACCUUCAUCCAAAGUUAGAGCUUGUUUCCCAUUCCUGGAGAGCUGCCAUUCGAAGUACCGAACUAUUUAAAGCGAGAAAGGAGGUCAACUCGUCUGAAGAGUUUUUAUGUGUAUUUGCAUUUGAACCUGAAAACUUAUCGCAGCUUUAUGAUCCUAUGCAUGACCGUUGGAUUACUCUCCCUAUUCUCCCCUCAAACAUCAGUCAUCUUGCUCGCUUCAGUGUUGUUUCUACUGCUGGAAAGCUGUUUGUUUUAGGCGGUGGCAGUGAUGCUGUGGAUCCAUUGACAGGUGACCAAGAUGGGAUUUUCGCGACUGAUGAGGUCUGGUCAUAUGACCCUGUAACCCGUGUGUGGAGACGGUGUGCGUCUAUGAUUUUCCCUCGUGCCAUGUUUGCUUGUUGCGUGUUGGAGGAUAAGAUAAUUGUUGCAGGGGGUUUUACUAACUACAGGAAAUCAAUAUGUAACGCGGAAAUCUAUGAUCCAGAAAAGGAUGUCUGGGUUCAAUUACCCGAUCUCCAUCACGCGCACAAUUCCGCAUGCUCAGGAGUGGUUGUUGGCGGUAAAGUUCAUGUCUUGCAUAAAGGUUUAUCGACUAUUCAGGUUUUGGAAAAUGUCAAGCAAGGUUGGACCGUUCACGAGUAUUCUUGGCUCCAGGGUCCAAUGACUGUCGUUAGGGAAAAGCUUUAUGUUAUGAGCAAUUGGUUCAUUUACAAGCAGGAAAAAGAAGUAAGAGAGAUGGUAGUUUCAGCAUCUGAGUUUCGUAGAAGAAUUGGGUUUGCUAUGAUAGGGCUUGGAGAUGAUAUUUAUAUAGUUGGAGGGGUUAAUGGACCUGAGCAUUGGAAUUGUAACAUCAAAGUGCUGUCUGAUGUUGAUGUAUUGACGCUUGGAAAUGAGAGGUUGGUGUGGCGUAAGGUUGCUCCAAUGACAAGGUGCAGAGGGACAAUCCUUGCCUGCACACAGCUGAGAAUUUAGGACAUGCAUAAUGUGGAUGAAAUUCAAUGCAGUGUUUUAGGGUAAAUGCUACAAUAAACGAUUGACAAUAAAAUGGCUGCUAGUUGUAGCACGCAGCGUACUGGUGAAUAGGAAAAACGAAUUAAGAUUACUAAUGACGGAUGGAAGUUGAGGGUGAAUGUGUUAGGUGCCUGGCCCUUCUCUCCUUCUCCGUAGACUGAAUAUGAUGGGGAUCUUAUCUGAAAUGACCUUUGUGAGCUGUCUCGGCUUAGCUAUUACCUGUCUAAAAGCUACGGUAAAUAAAAUCCCAUGCCAGAAACGCGGAAGAAAUGAGAUGUUCAGCUUUCUUGCACCCUGCUUGUCUAAUGUGUAAAUCCUAUUGCUUUCAGCUGCUGAGUUCUUAGAGGAAUGAAGUUCAGUUCGUACUUUGAGAACUAGAGAUAUUAUCAUGACAUAUUACAUGUAUUUGCAUUAAUGAGCACUAUAGUGCUAAAUACUUGGUUACUUCAGUCCUGCUUUCGUUGCUUAAGGGGCAUUAUUUUGUCGAUUGAGGCGUAGUUGUUAUUGUUUUUGUUGUCAA